Messenger RNA from Brassica oleracea var. oleracea, 1314 nucleotides. Its product is annotated as pentatricopeptide repeat-containing protein At3g60960, mitochondrial-like. The record is from RefSeq and is a predicted model, not a curated record. The transcript has a single exon. NCBI's taxonomy places the organism in Eukaryota, Viridiplantae, Streptophyta, Magnoliopsida, Brassicales, Brassicaceae. Gene Ontology annotation, molecular function: protein binding. Gene Ontology annotation, cellular component: chloroplast. Bases 1 to 1314 code for a protein of 437 amino acids.
AUGUCCCUAACCCGCCGCAUUAACCUUCUGGUUGGCCUCUCAAAGUCUCUACAAUUCUCAAAUCGUCGUCACAUGUCCACCUGCGUCGCCUCAGCCACCGUGGCACGCUACCCGCUUGGAAAAGACCUCUCCUGGCUUCCCAGGAACCCGACGUCCGAGGAUGUAAACCGGGCGGCGGAUCUCGUAAAGGGGCGUCCUGUUUCUCUGCUAUACAGAGUCUUGACGAUGAUUGAGCUGUCAGAUGUUGACGGAGCCGUUGAGUUGGCUCGUCUCUCUGUCUUGAAAGAUGAUCGUGGUGGCCACGACACCAUCUUCAUAUGCAACGCCGUGAUCGGAGCCAUGUGCCAAGCGAAACGUUUCGAAGAAGGCAUCGGUCUGUUCCAUUACUUCUUCAACGAGAAUAACAUCGUCCCUAACAUCGUCUCCUUCAACCACGUGAUCAAAGCCUUUUGUGACCUAGGCCGUGUCGACGACGCCCUUCAACUCUACCGUCACGCUGCUCGGUUCGGUGCAGACAAAGAGACAUUCAGUGUUUUGACUCAAGCCUUGGUCCACGCCUAUGGCUACGGGGAAGCUGGAAUAUUCGUGGGAUUAAGUAGAUGCUUAACUACGGCGGAUGAUUGGACGCCCAUGCUCAUUGAGAUUCGUGGGCGCUUGGAUCAGAUGAAUGCUGAAGAUGCUGAUGAUUACUUUCACACGAAUAGGCUGAAGUUCGAUGAUGAUGAUGAUGAUGGAGUUUUCAAAUCGAUUGCUACGAUAUUUGUGGAAUAUUGGCUCAAACAUGACAAUGAAGAGAAAGCAAUGGAGUGCUAUAGCACUAUCCGUACUUGGGAAAGCUUGCCUGCCACCACCGGGAACACCCUUUUAAGGAUUUUGCUAGAAAAUUGCAAGAGAACUGAGGCUGGGGCCUUGAUCGAAGUAAAUGCUAAGGACUUGUUUCACAACAUGUUGAAAAAACACAAACGUUUUGAUUCAGAGACCAUUAACAUAAUGGUGGACUACUGGUUCAAUAUUGGCGAGUUUAACAAGGCCAUGGAGACAUUCAACGAGUCACAACAACAGGGAAGAAAGAUAAUGGUUCGGUGUUAUAGUAACGUGAUCGCUAGGCUUUGCGAGCGUGGGAUGAUGUCGGAGGCUGAAGGUUUGUUUGAGGACAUGUGUUCAGACAAAGACUUGUCUCCUCCUCCUGAUGUGUCUACAUUCAGAUCCAUGGUCAAUGGAUAUGUUCGUGCUGGAAGAGUUGAUGAUGCCAUCAAAACCUCGAACAAAUUAGCAAUUUUGAAACUGCGCAAGGUUUCUGUUUAUGAGGACUGA